UGGUGAAAAGGGGGAGUAACGUCUCGCAUCAAUGCGGAUGGAGAGUCCGGUUGAUGCGGUGAUAUGUUCUGCUAGCAUCUGGCUGGGAUGCCUGAUUGAUGACUGCUUGAAAAUAGUUGUAGUCUCAUUCUCUUUCUUCAGCUGUCGGCUUGUUUAAUGAGACGACCAACUGCUCCUACACGUAGAACCCGAAGCCACUUAGAAAACGCCGCAAGCUGCGAGCACGAGUUUCUCCGUUGAACGUAAACAAACAGCUCCUGUGUUCGUAAGUCGGUCCGUUGGAGCUCUUGAUUUGCGAGUGUCAUGCCAGCGCUAGGAGGGAGCUAGGCAAUGGAUCUCAAGGCCAUUCUGAGAGAAACUGUCGGCGUGCGACAGAGUCAUGUCAGGACGAUUGGCGUCGAUAAAGCGACUUGCCUCGUGCACAAGGAAUGGUUGAGCCUCCUGGUGAAGGACAAGGCUGUCCCGAGCUCGUUCCUGCACCAGGAGGGCCUGACAGAUGCCGAAUGCGAGAUACUCAUGCACGAGACGCCUUCGACCACAGCCAAGGACUUCACCUUUGUCACCGUAAUAAGGAUUGUCAAGAUGGACAACAGGUAUGUGUCCCUUCGCCUGAAAGAGCCCUGGAGCCGGUCUCAUGACAUGGGUUACCUGGAGCUUAUCCGCUAUGUCUCAGAGACCAACUAUCGCAACAUCUGGAAGGAGGCCAACAGUUCCAGCUCCAAGACAGCUGACAAGCAGGAUGAAAACUUCGUCAAGCUGAAGCCGUUCAAGGACUACAACAGCGCUGUCCGGGAGAUCAUCAGCCGUCUCUAUGCCUGUCCGAUCAUAUGCUUUGGUGCAGAGGGACACGAUGAAAAUCCUGAAGCAGGGGGAGAGCAAGCCCCUCUGCACCCGCACCUUGUUCCUGUCUACUGUGCACUCGAAACAUCAUCUGAGUUCCUGCUGUUCCUGGAGUUCCGGGAGCACACUGUUGAGCACUGUGGCAUGUUCAGCUCAUCUGCGCUUGUUGGAUCGCGGCUACUUUUUGUAGUGUACCAGCUGUUGCGGGUCCUCCGCUACCUUCACGACCUGGGGCUGCCUCUUGGGCCGUUGACGCUUGCCGACCUGAGUUUGGACCACCGCUUCUGGCUGCAAGCAACGCCGCCCUGGUGGCUAGCCCUGCAGGCUGACUCGUGGGUGGAGUCGUCAUUGACUGGCCAGCUGCCCAUCAUUAGGAGCUCGAGCUCUCGCAAGGUGUCACGCAUUACACCCUCUGCGGGCAUACAGGAGGAGGAGAAAGUUGAGCCUCUUCCGCCGCUUAAUGAGCUUGUCGACACCUGGGUCAGGGGCAAGCUCAGCAACUUUGACUACCUGAUGGCACUCAAUCAGCUGUGUGGUCGGACCGGCGCGAAUCCCCAGCACCACCCCGUGCUUCCAUGGGUGAGAGACCUGUCGCAGCCCGAGGGUGGCUGGCGGGACCUGAGCAAGUCCAAGCUGCGGCUGACAAGGGGGGAUGACCACCUGGACGCAACCUAUGGUUCGGCGAUGCAGUCGCAGUCAGCCCAGCCCCAGGCCUAUCUGCCCAUAGACCGAGUUGUUCAGGUGCCGCAUCACUUGUCCGAGCUGCUUGCGGACAUCACGUACUACGUGUACUUCGCAAGGCGUCUGCCGCGAAGCAUCCUAUGCAAGCACGUCCGGCACAAAUGGGUUCCCGCCGAGUAUCCGGCAUCCAUACAACGGCUGCAGGCGUGGACAGUCGACGAGUGCAUUCCGGAAUUUUUCACGGACCCAUCCAUCUUCGAGUCCAUACACGAUGACCUGGAAGACCUUGGAGUGCCCGGCUGGUGCUCAAGUCCUGAAGACUUUGUGCGUAAGCAUAUGGCCAUGCUCGAGAGCGAGCGCGUCUCCGAGCACCUCCAUCACUGGAUCGACAUCACUUUCGGCUACAAGCUGACGGGACAGGCGGCCAUCAAGAGCAAGAACGUGUGCCGGCCCCUGGUGGACGGCCACACAACGCUGCACAGCUGCGGCAUGGUGCAGCUCUUCUCCACGCCACACCCACACCGUGCAGCGUCCAGCCUCUACCUGUCCCGCUGCUCGGCGCCCAAGACAUUCCGAUUCCAGCACAGCAGCAACGCCGUCGCAUUGGGGUCACCCCAGUCGAGGCCACAGUCAAGUUCGAUGUCAUCCCGACGGAAGAGCCGACAGGACACGUUUGACAAAGAGCUCAGCCUCCAGCCUGAAGCUAAAGAAGGAGGCGAAGAUGACGCUGCUCCCGAAGCGGCCCAGAGCAAAAGAAAGCCAUCAACCAUUGUCAAGUCGAGGUCAGUUGGCCAGCAGCUGGCUUCGACCACCGGCAGCUCGGUCCCGGCCGAGACCCAGGUGAUUGUCCUUCCCAAGGACUACUCGCCGCUGUCCAAGCUGCAGCAGCUCGAGUCCCUGUGCAACUUCUGCCUGCACCACCCGCCUCACCGGCUGCCUCCCUCCAUCAGUCUGGCCUCAGCCAGUCAGCCGGGCGAGGACGAACAAGACGGAAGCUUCCCGCGGCGUCGGAGUCAGACCUCGCAUGCUGCAGACAUGUACUUGCUGGGAUGCCUCCUCGUCGAGAUGUCAAUCUUUUCGACAACUGCACGACACUCCUCGAGGGAUCUUUCCGAGCGUUACUUGCACGCUUUGCAGAUCCUCAAGAUUCAGCCAUCAAGGCUGCCCAAGUCUCUUCACAACGCCGUCCAAGUCCUGCUCCAGACCGAGAAGCCAGUCGCCGUGCCCUUUGUCAAGGGAAAAGAGGCCGCCAGCAGCCGCGCUGAGUGGCGCUACCCCUGCGUCUGCGAUGGCGGACUGCCCCCGCCGUCUGCUCACCAGCUCCUCCAGCCACUGCUGUCGACGAUCCCGUUUCCGGCUUACUAUCCGGCUCUGUAUGACUUCCUCACCAAGCUGGAUGCUCAGCCGACUGCACCUGAGAAGGUCUACUUUGUGGCCCGUGAGCUGCCACCGCUGCUGACCCAGCUAAGCCAGGUCGACCUGGACCUCGUCAUGAACCACCUGAGCGACCUCUUUUCGAACCCCGAGUCGUCUUUGCUGGCUGUUUGGCAGCUGUUUGACCUCGUGGGGCUUGCUCUGGGGCCAAAGGUCCUUGCCGAACGACUCCUGACUGUGCUCAUCAACCUUCUUUCGACUGACCAACUGACCGUGCGGCACUUCCGGCUUUUCCAUCGGUCCUUUUUGCUCAAGCUCCAGGUGCGCCUUGGAAUGCGCACCUUUCUGCACUGCUUCAUCACGCUAUUGGUUGAAGCUGUGGGUGGAUACCGGGACAACAGCACAGCCCAGAUUGUGGAUCCCGAGAAUCCGAGUGCAGCUGUUCGAAAAGGAUCGCACCUUGACAGUGCGGAACUCGACCCGCUUCGUCAGACCAGCACAUCGGCAUCGCGAGAGGCGUCGCCAAUGCGCACCAGCCAUCGAAGUUCCUCUUCUGAGCGGGACAUGCCAUCCACGUCGCCGGAGCCAGCCACGUUCGGCGAGCCAGAGAUGUUUGAGCUCGAUCAAGAUCAGGAGCUAGAGCAGUCUGCAUCGUACUCGUACGAGAGGAAGGACACAGCAACAUUUCCGGAAAUUACGACAUGGCCUCCUUCAGCUGACAAGGAAGAACAGCCAAACGCAAGCCAGCCCGAGAGGCUGGAAUCUGAAGGGACAGAACCCUCACCACAGAUGCCAUCAAUUCCUGCCAUUCCAGUUACUGAGACGUAUGAGGUCACUCCCUCGGAAGCUACCGAAAGCGGCGGCUGCAACCUCAGCGACAUAGCCUCGGAGAGCGCAGUGUGGCUCGCGCAUCGGCUCGGCCCCGUCCUAACGGCCAAGCACCUCAGCCGGAACCUGCUGCGGAUGCUGACACUUUGCUACAUGGGGCCCCAGCAGCUAAGCCCAGCUAAGGGACCACUGCUCGAGGGCGAUGUGAGCCUUUUCGAACAGGGUGUGGUUGGGGACCAAACUGCUGCUAAAGUUCUCGAGACUCUGUCCAACUUGGCGAUGCUUUACGGGGAGAGCUUCAUCACACGCCAGUACCUGCCCCAUGCUGUCGAACUGUUGUGCAUGUGCAAAAAGCACCUGACUGACAACCUCGAAGCCGGACUCAUCGGAGCCGUCACGAUGGUCAAACACGUGCUUCCUUUCCUGUCCGACACAACCCUCAUGAGCCAGCUUCAGGAGGUGGUGCUGAAAAACAUACUGUACCCGCUGGUCCAACUGGCCUCAUCGCUUCAGCACUGCUUUCCGCGCGGGGUGGUCAGCCGCCAGGUCCUGACACGGAAGAUCGCUGACACGCUGUACCUCGUAGGUCUGCGCAUCGGCUUCCAGAUGUCCCGACGGCACCUGUCGGUGCUUCUGCGACGCUUCUUCGCGUCCUUCAACCGUGCCUUUCCACCAGCAGGCGGCCUUUCGGCGGUGCAGCACCUGACGCAGGUCCCCGCACCUGGGGACAAAGAAGAGCAGCUGCUAUGCCGAUCGAUAGAGGAUUAUCUUCCCAUCAAGCGGGAAGCCGGUGGCCAGGAAUUGAGGAUCGGCACGCCAGUCAAGUUGUCCUCUGUGCUCCGGUGCCGAGGUUCGCCGCCCUACCCCCACACUCCCCCCUAUGAGGAGAGAGAAGGGGAUGAUCGCAACAUACCCGAACGUGCCCACGAAGAAGUCAAGCAGGUGUUCACUGCGGAGCUGGCUUUCAUGACCUACAUUCCACUAUGCAAGCUCGCUGGCGGUAUCUACAUGGAGCAGACACUCACCAACCACGAGCUUAUUCUGGAGCUGUGCGCCUCACACGACUCGGCUCUUGCCAUGAGCGAAUCGGGAACUGAUGCCACAAGUGGCCCACGAAAGUUUAGGAAGGGCCACUACCGAAUGCCUUCAGCAGGUCAAGACGAAGCCAUUGUGAGCGGAGAGUUUGGCAAAAACGUGGCCAUGGUCGGAAACCGAAUCGACGUGCAGCUCGGCGAGGAGAGCCACCUGGUGACAGCCGGCGAGUUGCCGGAUGCUGCGCCCAAAUAUGACAUAAACCUGCUGAUGAGAAAGAUGACCAAUGGCCAACGCCACCUGAAGGGCAGCUGGUUGGCCUACUGGGAGCACGAGAUUGGCGUCAGUCUCAUCAAGGAUAGCCACUUCGACUUCAAGCAGAUUCGGCUGCAGACAUUCACUGGUCACACGGGCAGUGUGCGGUCUCUUGAGGUGCUCGAGAACGAGAACUCUUUCCUGUCGGGUAGUCGGGACCGCACGGUGAAGCUGUGGUCGCUGCGCAGCUGUGGCGAUGGCUCGACGGUCGUGGCGCCCCAGUGGACGUACCCGCAUCACCGCAAGUCGAUCUCCUCCAUAGCCUUCUUGCCGUCCCUCAGACUGGUGGGAUCAAGCGACCAUGGCGUGCAUAUCUGGGAUCCAUUUAUGGGCUCGUGCCUGAAGCAGUUCGACACCAGCAAGACACAACCAGUCACAGUGUUGCUUGCAAUGCCAUCUCCGAGCACAACAUUCCUUGCUGCCACGUCAAACUCGACGGUCCGGUUCCUGGAUGCCCGUGCCAUGCGCUACACCCACGAACUGCGGGUCUCGAUAGGCUCUGCUGGCGUCAUUCGGUCCCUGGCAGUCAGCCCCAGCGGGAACUGGCUGGCGGUGGGCCACAGCUCUGGUGUGUUGUCGGUCCUGGACGUCAGAACCGGUUUCAUGCUUGGCUCGUGGGUGGCCCAUGAUGGCGAGAUCCUGCAGACAAAAGCCUUCAAUGAUGCGUAUUUCAUUUCAUCAUCGCUGGACCACUCCAUUUCCGUCUGGAACGCUAUAGAUACAAAGUUGCACUACAACCUCAAGGGAGCAACAGAGCCGGUAACUUGCCUAGGCCUGCACAACGCUGGCGUUGUGUCUGGGACCACUGCGAACAAGAUAAACGUGCACACAACUAUUGAUGAAAAGGCUGUCUUCACCAGUACCAAACUUCGGUCAGAAACAUUCCGCGGUGUCAUUGCCUCAAUGGCCGUCUUGCCUCUAAACCGUCUCCUCUUGCUGGGAGCCGACAACGGCAGCAUUUCCCUUCUGUGCUGAUGGGAACGUGACACCAGCUUCAUUUUAGUGCCCACCAGCUUUCUUGAGACUACCAUUCCUUGCUCGUCCAGAAGUGAUAGAAAUCAUCAAACAAACAUGCGCCCUUCUUGCAUUUUCUACAAGAGGAAUGUUCUGUCCUCACGAGACUUGUUGUGCUCCUGUGGUGAAAGUGCACGUAACCUUCUGUAGUUUUUACAGUGCUUGUCCAGCCGCUUCACAAUGCAUAGGCCAGCGGUGCCUUGGGUUGGCACCAUGUUCCCGCACAUUUUAUGCCAGUUGUGAGAGCGUGAACAACUUUUGCCGGGUGCUGCUGCCAGUCAGUGCUCACUUCAUUUGUCGCAUGACAUGCAAUGAAAGAAAGUCGGUGAGGCCCUAACCAUACCCCCACAAAUCCGGACCAGCUAUACCAGGAAAGUGGCGCCCUCUAAAGUGACACCCCGGUUUUGGCAUCAUUGGACAGGCACUGAAACAUACAGCGGGCUUAUGAUGUGCAUUGCCACUGGCAUGUUCUGUCAUGAUUAUCUUGCCAGGCCAACGCUUGCGUGUGAUUGGCUGUUGCCUGCUAGCCAGUUCUGCAUGCACCAAUCUUGUUGAUAUCGAGGACAAUGGUUCUACUGUCUGUAUUUUUUCUGUUAUGUGAUGACGUAUUCGCAUUUCCAUUACGAGUGACGGAUUCAGUCGGCAUUUGCGAUAAUGCCUGCUAAAUUGUCUGGUGAAACGUAACUGUGCAAAAACCUCCUGGCCCACAUUUUGAGAAUGCCGUUUUGAAAAGCAUAGUAGUACCUUUGUGGUGACAACAUGCGACAUUGAUCAUUGCAAUAGCUAAGAUUGUAAUGACACUUUGUAAAUAACUGUGAUCUUGUGAAAGGCUUACCAUUGUUUCUCGACUGGUUGUUUUGUGCUUUGUGGUACUUAUGGCAAGAUUGAAUACAUACUUUUUAGCAAAGAGUUGUGAUUACAUAUGAUUCCUGCAUUUUUCUAGCUUAGUUGAGCAUUAGGCAUACGGCUCCACAUGUUUCAAGAGUUCGUAGUUAAUACCAUAUGAUAAAUAGAUAGUCACACCUUUUAUUGUGAGAAAACUCAUUCCAUCAGAGGGCAUUUUUAUACUGUAGUGCUAUCGUUAUUCCAGAUUAUUUUGUCACUUUUUAUGCAUGAGCCCUUUUGUGGAGAGACCAUGUGACUUGUGAUAUUGUUUUUAAAUUUGUAAGUUAUUGGCCCAGUUGUCAACUCUGUGCUAACCACUUAGUUUUGCGUAUUUGCAGACGGAAGUAAAUGCAAUGGUUCUUACCAAAGAUAUGCGGUUCUCCCAUUUCUGGUCUUAUGGUGGUAUUUAUUUUUGUAAUGUUCCUCCUUGUCUUUCAGUUUAGCCCCGUGAUAUCUAAAGGAUGUGAUCAUUAUCUUUAUUUGAUCUUACUGAAAUAAAAUGUACAUAUUUUGAAGGGAGAUACAGAAGGUAA
Dermacentor andersoni is the source of this 7502-nucleotide messenger RNA. It is a transcript of the gene Wdr81, whose product is annotated as WD repeat domain 81. Gene Ontology annotation, biological process: aggrephagy. Gene Ontology annotation, cellular component: mitochondrion. Lineage: Eukaryota; Metazoa; Arthropoda; Arachnida; Ixodida; Ixodidae. The record is from RefSeq and is a predicted model, not a curated record. Gene Ontology annotation, molecular function: protein binding; phosphatidylinositol 3-kinase regulator activity.